Messenger RNA from Xenopus tropicalis (tropical clawed frog), 1368 nucleotides. RefSeq names its product high affinity immunoglobulin gamma Fc receptor I-like. NCBI's taxonomy places the organism in Eukaryota, Metazoa, Chordata, Amphibia, Anura, Pipidae. The record is from RefSeq and is a predicted model, not a curated record. The transcript is spliced from 7 exons. Bases 1 to 1368 code for a protein of 455 amino acids.
AUGUCAACCAGUAGUGUGAGGAAGAGAAGCAAUGUGUCACAUGAACAGUUUUGGGGUUUGGAACUGACGCCACUCACUGCGGGGAAACCGCAGAUUGUGCACUGUGUCUGCAGACGUUAUCUCCUCCUGUGUACAGCAUCUUACAUUGCAGAAUCAGGAGCUGCUGUGAGACCUGUGGUUUCCCUCUCCCCAAACUGGACCCCAAUAUUCCCAGGGGAGUCUGUAACUCUGAGCUGUAAUGUGGCUCCUACUGCCCAAGGGAACCUGGGAUAUUCCUGGUACUGGGAGGGACAGCGGAUACGUGGGGAUCAGCAGAGUCUUUUCAUUCAGCCUGCCAGAGAGACAGACAGUGGGGAUUACCAGUGCCAGGCCGGUGCCAGUGAGAGAAGUGCCCCUGUUACACUGGAUAUUUAUUAUGAUCCCCUCAUCCUGCAGGCGCCCCCUGCUGUUUAUGAAGGGGACUCCCUGACUCUCAGGUGUCAACGUCGACCUGGAUACGAUACAAGGAACCCAGUAUUCUACAAGGACAAUUAUGCCAUUGGGUCCCCAGUCAGUGGCUCUGAGUUACACAUAGGGAGAGUGGAUGUAACUGCGUCUGGUACAUACUUAUGUGAAGAAAAAAGCUCUUUCAAAACUCUUAAAGCUGAAAAUUACAUUUCCGUUUCAGAGCUGUUCAGUUCCCCACAUAUAAAUGUGAGCCAAUACUAUUUGAUAGAAGGAGAUCACAUGACCAUAACAUGUGACACAAAGCUCAGCCCACACAGAGAGACUACAGAGCUGCAGUUUGCUUUCUACAGAAAUGGGCACAAUGUGCAGGGAUUCAGUUUAUCCAACCAAUAUGGAGUCCCCUCAGUUCAGCUGGAGGAUUCUGGGAAUUAUACCUGUGAGGUACAAACUCCAACCGGCAGUGUGAGGAAGAGGAGCAGAGAGGCACAUAUCCACAUACAGGAGCUGUUCAGUUCCCCACAAAUAAAAGUGAGUUCAGAUCAGGUGACAGAAGGAGAUCACAUGACCAUAACAUGUGACACAGAGCUCCACCCACACAGAGAGACUACAGAGCUGCAGUUUGCUUUCUACAGAAAUGGGCACAAUGUGCAGGGAUUCAGUUUAUCCAACCAAUAUGGAGUCCCCUCAGCUCAGCUGGAGGAUUCUGGGAAAUAUACCUGUGAGGUACAAACUCCAACUGGGAGUGUGAGGAAGAGGAGCAGCAUGGUGCAUAUCCACAUACAGGGGAGAUACCAAGUUAUUCCGUGGGUGAAUCUCCUGAGACUGAUAUUGUCUUUCUUCAUAUUGAUCUGGACCGUGUGUUUGAUCUUCCACAACAUAAAGACUCAUGGAACUAGGGAACAUCACACAGGGGGAGAUUAG